Molecule: messenger RNA, 848 nt
Organism: Stomoxys calcitrans (stable fly)
Lineage: Eukaryota; Metazoa; Arthropoda; Insecta; Diptera; Muscidae
Gene: Vps28
Product: vacuolar protein sorting-associated protein 28 homolog
Exons: 1
Coding region: 117-746 (209 amino acids)
Biological process (GO): protein transport to vacuole involved in ubiquitin-dependent protein catabolic process via the multivesicular body sorting pathway
Cellular component (GO): ESCRT I complex
Molecular function (GO): protein-containing complex binding
Source: RefSeq, a predicted model, not a curated record
UUUCGACUUCAGAUUUGCGAGAUUUGACAAAUUCGUCAUUCGUGGGUAUUUUUUUCCUUGGUAGAUUUGUUUUUAUUCAUAAAGAAAGGCGAUUCGACGAUUACAUUUAAGUUGAAAUGGAGACAUCUUCAGAACUUUAUGAAGAAGUUAAACUUUUCAGAAAUGCUCGAGAACGCGAAAAGUACGAUAAUAUGGCCGAUUUAUAUGCCAUAGUAAAUACACUUCAACAAUUGGAAAAGGCUUACAUCCGUGACUGCAUUACGGCCGCAGAUUACACAGCAGCCUGUUCCAAGUAUUUGGUUCAGUACAAGGUGGCAUUUAAACAAGUCCAAUGCGAUGAAUUUCCCAGUGUUGAGUCAUUUGCAAAGAAAUUCCGUUUAGACUGUCCAGCAGCUUUGGAGCGCAUUCGUGAAGAUCGUCCCAUAACAAUUAAAGACGACAAAGGUAAUACAUCCAAAUGUAUAGCCGAUAUUAUAGCAUGUUCCAUAACCAUUAUGGACGCUCUACGCAUGAAAAUGAACACGAAGGAUGCAUUGCAUCUAACGCUUAAAGAUCUAGCAGAUAACUACAAUUGUUUAUCAAUAAUACCAAAGGACUUUGAGGGAAAAAUAAAAAUUAACAAUUGGCUGAAGACACUAGAUGAGAUGCAGGCAUCGGACGAACUAACGGAUGCACAAAGUCGACAAUUCUUAUUUGAUGUGGAAUCUGCAUAUGCCGACUUUUCCAAAUUGCUGCAUAAUCAAUAGAAUUAAGUUAUCAUUCGACUGUUGUAUGUAUAUUAGCCAUAUUAAGAACAAAUGUAAUCGGGACAAUUAAUUGAAAGCCAUUAAUAAAGGAUUAAAAUGGUA